Messenger RNA from Prinia subflava (tawny-flanked prinia), 4017 nucleotides. RefSeq names its product aldehyde dehydrogenase 1 family member A2 (gene ALDH1A2). The transcript is spliced from 13 exons. Bases 165 to 1880 code for a protein of 571 amino acids. Gene Ontology annotation, molecular function: aldehyde dehydrogenase (NAD+) activity. NCBI's taxonomy places the organism in Eukaryota, Metazoa, Chordata, Aves, Passeriformes, Cisticolidae. The record is from RefSeq and is a predicted model, not a curated record.
CAGCGAGCCGCUCCCGGGAGCUCCGCGCUCCCGCAGGGUGCCGGCAAUCCCCGGGCCGGGCCGGGCGCGGGGCCGGGGGGGCCCGGGGAGGCUGCGCCGCAGUGAGCGGGGCUGUGCCGCUCUCGCCCUAGGUAGGAUGGACCUGCCCCCCUGCCUCUGCCCCCAUGUCCAAUAAGAAGAGACCCGGCUUGACACCUGCCUAUAUACAGAGGAGGAGAGCAACAUCUUCAGCGCUGGCCUUUGGAGGGGGGGCAACCAAAACACAACACAGCAUCAGGGCAGAGCGGGGGUUCGGUGGUGUUAUAAACCCCCCCCCCAAGACUAUGACUUCCAGUAAAAUUGAGAUGCCAGGGGAGGUGAAGGCAGAUCCUGCAGCUCUGAUGGCAUCUCUGCAUCUGCUGCCUUCUCCCACUCUCAACCUUGAAAUCAAAUACACCAAGAUUUUCAUCAAUAAUGAGUGGCAGAAUUCUGAAAGUGGAAGAAUAUUUCCAGUAUAUAAUCCAGCAACAGGAGAACAAAUCUGUGACAUUCAGGAAGCUGACAAGGUUGAUACAGACAAGGCAGUGAGGGCAGCUCGGCUGGCUUUCUCCCUUGGUUCUGUUUGGAGGAGGAUGGAUGCCUCAGAGAGAGGCCAUCUUUUGGAUAAGUUAGCAGACCUGGUGGAAAGGGACAGGGCAAUCCUUGCUACUAUGGAAUCACUGAACAGUGGCAAACCGUUCUUGCAAGCUUUCUAUGUAGAUCUCCAGGGAGUGAUAAAAACCCUGAGGUAUUACGCUGGUUGGGCAGACAAAAUCCAUGGAAUGACCAUUCCUGUAGAUGGAGAUUAUUUUACGUUUACAAGACAUGAACCCAUCGGAGUGUGUGGACAGAUCAUCCCUUGGAACUUCCCCCUGCUGAUGUUUGCAUGGAAGAUUGCUCCAGCUCUGUGCUGUGGCAAUACAGUAGUUAUUAAACCAGCAGAACAAACACCACUCAGUGCUCUCUAUAUGGGUGCCCUCAUCAAGGAGGCUGGCUUUCCACCAGGAGUUGUCAAUAUUUUGCCAGGAUUUGGUCCAAUUGUUGGUGCAGCCAUAGCCUCUCACGUUGGCAUUGAUAAAAUUGCUUUCACUGGAUCCACUGAGGUUGGGAAGCUGAUCCAAGAAGCAGCUGGAAGGAGUAAUUUGAAGAGAGUUACACUGGAGCUGGGUGGGAAAAGCCCAAACAUUAUUUUCGCAGAUGCUGAUUUGGACUAUGCUGUAGAACAAGCUCACCAAGGAGUCUUCUUCAAUCAAGGCCAGUGCUGCACUGCAGGCUCACGGAUUUACGUGGAAGAAUCAAUCUAUGAAGAGUUUGUCAGAAGAAGUGUAGAACGUGCAAAGAGGAGAGUUGUGGGGAGUCCUUUUGACCCAACUACAGAACAAGGUCCACAGAUUGAUAAAAAACAAUAUAACAAGAUCUUGGAACUGAUUCAAAGUGGCAUCACUGAAGGAGCAAAACUUGAAUGUGGGGGAAAGGGGCUGGGAAGAAAGGGAUUCUUCAUUGAACCUACGGUGUUUUCCAAUGUAACAGACGACAUGAGGAUUGCCAAGGAGGAGAUUUUUGGGCCCGUUCAAGAAAUACUGAGAUUUAAAACCAUGGAUGAAGUUAUUGAGAGAGCCAACAAUUCUGAUUUUGGGCUGGUAGCUGCUGUCUUUACAAAUGACAUAAACAAGGCCCUGACAGUCUCUUCAGCAAUGCAGGCCGGGACAGUCUGGAUAAAUUGCUACAAUGCCUUAAAUGCCCAAAGUCCUUUCGGAGGAUUCAAAAUGUCUGGCAAUGGGAGAGAGAUGGGUGAAUGUGGAUUGAGAGAAUAUUCUGAAGUUAAAACUGUGACAAUAAAGAUCCCUCAGAAGAACUCCUAAAAUGAGAAAGGACCGUGUUGUGCAGAAGAGCACAUGAUGCCACCUUCUCUAUUCCUUAUGGAGACCAGCACUCAGGAAUAAAAAGUGUUACACAAUAUAUAUUUAAGAAAUUAAGUUGCAACAUAUAUACUGGGCACAUAACUGCGUACGUAAUGCAAACCAACUCUGCAUGUUUUCAUAAAACUCUCCUGAGAAUCGUUACAUCUUUAUAAAACAAAUCAUAAUGAGAUAAAAUUGCUACUGGGCAUCAUUUAAUAACGGUUCUAGCUAUAAAACUGUUAAAUGCAAAUGCAUGCACACACACAUUUAUCUCUUCCUUAAAUAAACAAAAUAAGUCUUACUGCUUUCAGGCUGCCUUCUCAAACAGACCUGCCUUGUACUGACAUUGUAGAUUCAAUUAGGGCUCUACGAGCCACAUUUUACCCAAAACACUAGCAAUGAACAACGCAAGUGUCAUCAAUGUUGUUAAAAAAUAAAAGAUUCUGAAUGGUAAUGGGCCCAAACCUGGUAUAGUGGCAACUUUCCAAUUAGCCUGCCCACAGGAAGAGGUCAGACUGGGGAGGGACUCACUCUGCUGCAUGGCCAGUGAAAGCCAAAUACUUAUCAGAGAUUUGGCUUUCAUGGCUCACAGCAAUUUGGAUUUCAAAGCUUAUUUUCGUAAUUACUUUAUGUCUUGCUAUAAGCAAAAAGUCCUCCUUCAUUUACAGGAACUUGAAGGGAUUUACCUGCCUGCCAAAAGAGCAAGGCCAGACAGGGUGGGUGGGUGUUAACGAGAACAGGAACAGAUUCCAAGGCUUCACAGAAUAUUUUAGCUUUCACUGCUUGUCUAGUUUUGUUGUUAUUGUUACUGUUGUUGCUUUCACCUUUUUUCUUUUUUUAAACAAAUAUAUGAACGCACAGGCUCCAUUUAUUUGUCUGCUACUAGGGUGCCUGUGAUUACACUGGGAAUCAUUAAGUACCUGUUACAGCUUUUCCUAAAUGAUGUCUUGCCAUCCUCACCACGCGCACCUCAGGCGAUGUUACUGGCUACUACUGAGCUUUCAAUUCUUUGGUUUUUUUGGUCCAGACAAAAAUAUGUGCAAGCUCUUUCAGAACUGAGGUGUUUAAAGCCUGUUACAUUAAUACCUGCUGCCUACAGAAUCUCUUCAAAUCUAUCACUGACAAACCAAACACUCUCUCUCUCCUUUUUCAGCUGCAGAGUGCAUCAAUUCCCCCUUUUUUAGGAGGUUUCAUUUUAUGUUUUAACUGAGAAUUAAGAAAAUCUAUUUUAGAAGUACAGUAAAUCAUCCACACAGUGUAGCUGCAUGAUCUGGGGUUUAAGGACAGAAUUACAGCCUCAGAUGCAAGUUUUCCUAGUUGUGGAGUCUAUGCUAUGAACUGUUGAAAACUCCAGCCCUGAUCAGAAACUACCUUCUGCAUGUUCUUAACUUCCUUUAGUCUCUGAGGAAUUCCUCUUAGAUUUGAAGCUGUAUGUGUCCUUCAGCAUACUGCUGAUCAGGACAAGAGUCUCCAGCACUUUGUAGUGUGGUGGCCCUUAAUAUUUUGUAACUCAUGUCAAACUGUGUAUGUGUUUUUAAGCAAUACAUCUACAUGUCGUUAUUCAGAACUGAUAGUACAUCCACAGACAUUGAGAUAAAUCAAAGUAUUCCUGAGCUGUUAAAUUCAAAUGCCAUAUACUUCUACUGUAGUGUAUGUCAGAGUGAAGAAAAACAAAAUACAGCAAAGUAAGAGAUUAGUUACCUUUUAAACUGCAAUAUAAAUGUGAAAAGGGAGACUUUACUUCUUUUCUCCUAUUUACAUAAAAAAGAAACUUCCUGUGCUUACAGCAUUUACACCAUGUACUCUUUUGUAUUCUUUUCAUGUAUUUUGUAUGUCUGUGCUUUAUUCCCAAUACAUUCAGGUAAAUAAUAUAGAGUUGCCAUUUUUUUCAACCCUGUCACUGCAGCUCCAUUUGAUGUACAUGGAUUUGUGAAAUCCUUUUUUAGAUGUACCAUCUGCAUGGAUCCAACAAAACAUUUUUCCAGUCCCUGCAGCUUUUUGUUACAGUUUUUAAUCAUGUAUAUAGUUAUAUGUUAUUAAAAAAGUAAAAGGAUAUUUUCUAUGAAGUUUUUUCCAUUAAAAAGGUUUAGAGAAAGAC